AUGGCUUGGAGUGAGGAUGACAUGGCUACGUCCAACGCUGCCGUCCCGUUGCCGACGUUAUCGUGCACGGCUGAAAGCGUAAAAGUCCUUGUGACUUUAUUAAGUUGUUUGACACAUAAUAAACGUGACCAACGCGUGCGUUGUGACGUGGAUGGACGUGGUCUGCUCUUUACAGCGCAUUCAAAAGGAAAAUCUCUGCAGCUGAAAACUUCUAUCGGUCGGGAGCUCUUUGAGCGCUACAAAUUUACUUCGACUCAAGGUAUUGAACAGGAACAAGAAGAUAAUGAAGCAGACGAUGAUGUGCAAUUAAGUUUCGCACUUAACGUGAACCUCCUGAUCGAGUGUCUGUCCAUGUUUGGCCCCUCUGCUCUCGCUACGACGUCACUUCAAAUGACAUACGAACCCGAGAGUGCUAGUCUAUUGCUGAUCGUAGAAGACAACGGUGUCAUGUGCGAGUGCUCGAUGCAAGUUUUGGAGCAUGAAGGGGGAGAUUUGGGUCAAUUGGAGUUUGAGAGUGCUUUUGAGCAGUCAGUAGUGGUGGCACGCUGUAUUAUGCAGUCGGAACCACUUCGAGACGCCUUCUCGGAGCUCUACGAUUUACCCAGCGCUGCGAGUGUCACCAUUGCCAUGGCUGAUGUAGAUAGCAGAAGUCCUCAAGAUCGGUCCAAAGCCAAGUGUCUUAGCUUGAGCGCGACUUCAGAGACUGGAUCGUGUGAGAUUAGCUUUGCACCCACGUCGUCUGCGUUCAUCGAGUUUUCGUGUGCUCCGGCCACCGAAGGUGAUUGCACGGGGAGCUGUGCGGCAACUUUUCACGUUGCAGUGUUGCAGCAAGCGUUCAAAGCGCUUGCACACUCCAACGAGACGUUUCUUCGAAUAAAUGGUGAUGGCUUCCUGUCGAUUCAGCAUAUGGUUGAAAGCGGUACAGGUGACAAGGCUUUCGUCGAUGCCUUGAUCAGCCCCGAGGAUACGUCCAUUUCGUAG
This is a messenger RNA of Peronospora farinosa, 981 nucleotides long. NCBI's taxonomy places the organism in Eukaryota, Oomycota, Peronosporomycetes, Peronosporales, Peronosporaceae. The record is from the annotation of a GenBank genome assembly.